AUGGACAGCGACAGCAAGAAGAUAUUGCACCUCACCCUAGAAAUCCUCUACCUGUUGACUGGAGAGGAUUACAUUGUGGUGAAGAAGAAUGGGGGUCAUGUCACUCCUCUCAGGAAGAGUCUUCUGGGCUCCAAGCCUCUGCCAGUUAUUUCUGAGACAAGCAGUGAGCAGAAAAUCCUCGAACUGAUUCAGAAAAUCACAGAGCUGCUGACAGGACGGGGAUCUUUUGAUGCCCAAAAUGAAGUGACUUGUCAGCGCCCCCUUCUGUCACAUGGUAGGAUGAGGUUUAUUGUGUCAUUUUUAUAUGUUUGGAGUAGCAGUUAUAUUUUGUCCCUCAUCUACAAGAAAAGGAUCACCACAAUCCCAGAAAUAUUCACAUGGAAUUCUGUAUUGGUGCAGUUAUAG
This is a messenger RNA of Staurois parvus, 405 nucleotides long. The record is from the annotation of a GenBank genome assembly. NCBI's taxonomy places the organism in Eukaryota, Metazoa, Chordata, Amphibia, Anura, Ranidae.